Debaryomyces hansenii CBS767 is the source of this 1857-nucleotide messenger RNA. RefSeq lists its product as uncharacterized. Bases 1 to 1857 code for a protein of 618 amino acids. Gene Ontology annotation, biological process: Ras protein signal transduction; protein ubiquitination. Gene Ontology annotation, cellular component: cytoplasm. NCBI's taxonomy places the organism in Eukaryota, Fungi, Ascomycota, Pichiomycetes, Serinales, Debaryomycetaceae. The record is from RefSeq and is a predicted model, not a curated record. The transcript has a single exon. Gene Ontology annotation, molecular function: zinc ion binding; ubiquitin protein ligase activity.
AUGAUAGGAACUGAUUCUUAUCAUAUUAUCAUUGAAAUACCUGAGUCUCAAGAUAACCAUUCAUUACUAGAUUAUAGAUAUUCUCCGAUCGAAAUUACAGCAAUAGAUACAUCAAGUGAGAACAGAUCUAAUAUGGCCACUAACGACAUUGAACCCUUAAAGGCAAAAUUCUUGGGUGAUGGUAACAUUCGUUUGUAUAGGGAAUUUGAAGAAGAUGAGACUUCGCUGGACAUUCUUUCUUCCACAUCAUCAGUAGCCUCAGAACCAUUUUCCUAUCCAAAUGCAACAGAAGGUGAUGAUACAAUGGUGUCAAUAAUUGCCGUACCUACCUACUUUACGGCUACAGACUUAUUGGGCUUCAUUGGCGAUUCAUAUAUGAAGUACAUUACGCAUUUACGAAUUCUUAAGAGUGAAAAGCCUAAUCGGUUUUUAGUUUUGAUAAAAUUCAAUGACAUAUUAAAAACGGCCGAAUUUCAAUUGAAAUAUAACGGCAAGCCAUUUAACUCGAUGGAGCCAGAAGCCUGUCAUGUUGUGUUUGUCAAAUCAAUUAGAUUUGACGCAGGGGGUCAAAUAGAUGAUAUUUCUUCAGAAGCCUCGGAAUCUUUGAUACCAUUCUUGUUGAAUGAUCCUUUUACAUCUCCACCAGUAUCUCACCCGAAUAGUCCCAACCCCAAAUCAUCGGCAUUAUUCAAGAAGCAUACCAAUGGGACUCUAAUGGAAUUGCCUACAUGCCCCGUAUGCUUAGAUAGAAUGGACUCAACAGUCACUGGAUUGUUAACUAUACCCUGUCAGCAUACAUUCCACUGCCAGUGUCUUUCUAAAUGGAAAGAUGAUACCUGCCCGAUAUGUCGCUAUUCCAAUAAUGUAUCCAAUCAGAAAAUACGGAGAUCAAUUAGACGAUUACUGCAAUUCAGCUCCUCGAGAUCACAGCAUGCAACACCCUUACCUGGUCCUUCCAAUUCGUUUAGUACCCCAAAUGAUGGGAUAUCCAAUAUUGACAGUGGCGAACGUUGUUUCGAUUGUCAAGUUGAUUCAAAUCUUUGGAUUUGCCUUAUUUGUGGGAAUCUAGGUUGCGAUAGAUACGCGCCAGAACAGCAUUCACUAAAGCAUUUUAUUAAUACGGGUCAUUGUUUUGCGAUGGAACUUAACACAUCUAGAGUAUGGGAUUACGCAGGAGAUAAUUAUGUUCACAGGUUAGUAGCAAACGAAUCAGAUGGGAAAUUGGUUGAAUUACCCGAAAAGGAAACAUAUAACAGUAUUAAUGGGCAAUUCAGUGCGUUUGGCAACUCCAACAUUAAUUUCAAAUCAAAUAACGCCAAUCCCAAUUUUGAUAAGGUUGAUGAGGUUGGGUUUGAAUACUCUCAAUUAUUAAUCAGUCAGUUGGCAAGUCAAAGAGAGUAUUAUGAAUCUCUCCUAAAUGAUAGGGCGGGCUCGCGGUCCCAUCGUGCAUCCCUUGCAUCAGAUACUACCUCCAACCAAAAUUCUAUUAAGGACCUAGAAGCUAAAUUCGAAGAGAUGAAUGGAAAACUAAUUGAUCUAACUACAAACACCAUUCCAUCUUUAAAAAGCAAAAUUGCUCUUAAAGAUGCAAAAAUUAAUGCAUUAACAAAGGAGCUAAAUAACUCGAAUUCUUUGAAUGAUGGCCUUUCGUCUAAAGUCGAAUAUCUAUCGGAUGAAAAUAAACAAUUGACAACACAAAAUAAAGACCUAACGGAGCAAGUUAAUGAUUUGAUGUUUUAUUUAGAAAGUCAAGAAAAAUUUAAAAAUGAGCCUGAUGAUGUUCGAGAUGGAACGGUAGUCAUACAGCAAAAUCAAACUUCUCGAAGAUCUAGACCCAAAAGCAAAAAGAAGAAAUGA